UAGAGUACCGAUACAAGUCUUUGUCUCUUUUCGAAGUGCACAUAGUUGGUUAGUUCAGUAGCAGUUUGGAUCACAGAAAAAGAAGAAGGCAGCCAUGGCAUCGACUGUCACUCGCCAAGAGGGUAUCCAGAGUCUCAUUGACUUUUACCAGCAGACAUACAACAACAAGACGAAUGACAAGACCAAGAAGACUAACGAAUUGGGUGCCUUUUAUGUGAACCCUGCCGUGUCGUUUGUGUCCUCUCCUGAAAAUGGGGUAUCUGUCUGUGCUACCCAAGCCAUUCCCAACGGUACCGUUCUCUUGAGAAUUCCUCAACAAGAACGAGUUUCCUUGACCAAUAUUGCAAAUGCAAAUGCCAAUCAUAAUCAGGAUGCUGUUUCCAAUACGCAAGAACUGAUAAUGCAAGUGCUCAAGGCCCUUCGGACGCAGUACAAUGCUGUGGCGGGUGGCAGCAACCACAGCGUGUAUCCGCAUGGCGACAUUUUGUUGGCCAUGGUCAUUCUCCACGAUUUAGUCGACCAAAAGCCGUAUACCCAAGCGUGGCCAUCUCCAGAGGACUUUCAGAAUCAGUAUUAUCCUCUUUGGGAUCCAUCCAAUCCCAACUUGCAAACACUCCUCAAGGGAACUUUUACCUUGCACACGUUGGAAGGGUACUGGAACUCGAUUCGCUGUGCCUUUGAUUUGAUUGUCCUGCCAGUUCUUCUCAAUAAAGAAGAACAGCAAGACAUUGUCCACCAGUUCCUUCCACCUGCCUUUCAAGAUGAAAACAAGACCCUACAAGACAAUCUAUGGGACGCCUUUCUCUAUGCCAGUUCCUUGGUUCGCUCGCGCAGUCAUGAAGGCAGCACACCCGAAGAACCCGAAAUCAUUCCCUUGGUAGACUUGAUCAAUGGACUGCCGUCCUUUUGCCUACCAUACAUUAAUGUCCACAUUCGCAACUGCCAAGCAGGAGGAAUUCCCUGUACGCAAGUUGUGGCAACGCACGACAUUGCGCCCAACCAAGAAUUCAUCAUUUCCUAUGGCGAUAUUCAUGCAUCUUCCUGUCUGAUUCGCUAUGCGUAUUGUCCCCAACGAGUCGUCCACCAUCCGCUGGCGUCCCUCGAUGUCCUCAUGAUUCGGGUCUCGAAAACUUUGGCGCCUCGCGACAGUCUUCGUGCCAAGGCAUGUCGCAUAUUGCAGUUCCCCUCUACACCGGAGGAUAUUGAACGGGAUUUUAUGUUUCACUUGGGCCAUGAUGCACUGGGACCGUAUAUGCGCUCUCCCAUGUUUCAAGGAGAAACCGAACAGCUCAAGAGUCUACGACAGUUUCUCAUGGUGUGCCACCUCAUGAACGACGAGGAGGUACAACUCAACAUUGAAACAGGACGGUUGCGGGGCAACAGCGUUACGCAAGAGCAAAUUGGGAAUGUGCAUUUAGCACUAUUCGAUCGAUUAAUGACGGAAUUCACGUCUUUGGAUGAUGACACUACAACAACAGCAACAAUCAGCGCCAAUAAGGAUGAUGACCCCCACAUACAAACCAUCCAUAACGUUCGUAUCUGCCAACGAGACACUAUGGCACGGUGGCGUCAUGCUAUUUGUCGACGUUACAAUAUUCCAUCCCAGCAUGCCGACCCCAAUGCCACAGCAAAUCCACUGUUACAGCCCCACACCCGUGCGCCGCAGUGUCUUUUAGAGACUCGGGGGUGUCGGGUCUGUGGAAGAACCAUCCGCCUCAAGGCUUGUACCAAGUGCAAGGCCGUCAAGUACUGUGGAAGGGUCCACCAAAUCGAGGAUUGGAAACGACAGCACAGACAAGAGUGUCGUCCCGCGCUUGCUGACUGA
This is a messenger RNA of Seminavis robusta, 1825 nucleotides long. Lineage: Eukaryota; Bacillariophyta; Bacillariophyceae; Naviculales; Naviculaceae. The record is from the annotation of a GenBank genome assembly.